UUCAAUUUAGUGUAACUGCAAAUAAAGUAUAAUAAAAUCUGAGUGAAAACAGAUUUUAAUGAAAAUACAUUGUAGGUUUGGCUAAAUUUUGUUAUUAUAAGUCUAUCCGCUUAAGAUACAAGAUGUUUGUCCUUAUAUGAAUGAAAUAAAGACCUGGACUUUGUUGCAGCCAGCUGCAUUCUUUGCAUAAUUGUUGUGAAGGAGGGAGGAAGGAAGGAAAGGGGAGGAAACUGCGCUGACAGAGGAGCGGCUGCAGAUCCAGACUGCGUAAAGUUAACAGACAAAAGGGAGGAAGCAUGAUUACGCUUUCAAAUCUGAACACAUUUCUAUUUUCCUGUAACCAUUUUUGUUUGUUAGUAAACAAACAAGUAUUGUGUUGAUGCCGUCAGAUUUUUUUGUUUUGUUCUUAAGGGGCGUUUUUUCCUCUUUAAAGUUUUUUUUUUCAUGCCACGUUCGUUUGAGAUUACGCAUGUGACGGGCUGACCUCAGCCAUCCUCCUCCUCCUCGCAGUCCCCCGCAGCCGUCAGCCUGACAGCAGGCCAAACUGCAAACUUCCGAAACUUUCCCGUGUCUUGUCUCUUGUUCUGUGUCAGUCGUGUUUCCCGCGGCCUUGGCUGCCUCCGUGCCCCGCGAAGCCCCGCCGGCCCACCCCGGCAUGCGCGGCCGACGCCGGAGGAAUGGCAUCGGCGGUGUUUGAGGGCACGUCGCUGGUCAACAUGUUCGUGCGGGACUGCUGGGUGAACGGCAUCCGCAGACUCAUCAUCAGCCAGCGCGGGGAGGAAGAGGACUUCUUCGAGAUCAGGACCGAGUGGUCGGACAGGAACAUCCUAUACUUGCAUCGCAGUUACGCUGACCUGGGGCGGCUGUUCCGGAGGCUGCUGGAGUCCUUCCCCGAGGACGGAGGGGAGCUGUCCAGAAGCCCGCUGAUAGAAGGGCUAGUCAAAAUCAAAGAAGCACACGACAUUGAGGAAAAGCUGAAUGAGGUGGAGAGACUGCUGAAGAACGCCAUCAAUAUGCCGUGCAAGUAUUCCAGGUCAGAGGUGAUGCUGACUUUCUUUGAACGAUCGCCGCUGGACCAGGUGCUGAGGAAUGACAAAGUCCACAGAAUCCAGCCCUGCUUUCAGAGUCCCAUCAAGAUAUCAGAAAUCAUGCGCUCCAACGGCUUUUGUCUGGCCAACACCGAAACGAUAGUAUUUGAUCACAGCGUCCCUGAUGAGAAAGAAAGACCGUCAUCCACAGACUCUGUAGAACACACGUAUGAAGACGGCACAGAGCUUUUGCCGUUAGAUGAAGAAGAAUUGGUCAAUGAGGACACAGAAGCGUAUGUCACCAACCUGUCCUACUACCACCUGGUCCCCUUUGAGACCGACAUCCUGGAGUGAAAGCUGGAAAAGACUUAAGGAAAUCUGCUCGAACGGACGGAACUAUGCGAUGCUGCUGCUGCUUUUUCUUGCAGCCUCCUAAGGUUUUUUUUUUAUGUGCACCAAAACAACAAUGGAAUGCAAUAAUACCAUCUCUUCAUUUACUCUGUGUUUUCACCAAAGACUUUUUUAUUCGGUGAGUUUGCCAGGAAUUCCUUGGGAACCUGUGGUUAGGAGAAUCGCUCCAGACGAGGGAAGGAGGACUCAUCAGCUGCGCUUUUAGAGACAAGUUUCAGUUAUUGGACCAUCACUUUAGCAUCACAUGAUUAACCCUUUUUUGAUCAAGUGUUUCUUUUUUUUUUUGGGCUGAUUACGGAUGUGUUUGCUGAGUUGCUUCUGCAGACCACAUCCUGAACUGUUUCCCUCCCUGCAGAAAAAAACGUGUUUGUCUUCCGACUUUGUGGUGCACUUUAUACCAGCAUUCAGUUUCAGACUGUGUACCAGCCUUAAAGUCCCACUUUGUCCAUUUAUUGAUCUAUUUUCAAAGUGUUUCUAGUGGUUUUUUACUUAUGAUGAUGCCGUUUUUAGCAAAAAUCCAAAAACCUGUGUCGUUUUCGAAGACAUAAUUUCUUCAAAGUGGCAGCAGUUCUUUAGAAAUUCACCUCUGAGUUGUGGGCAGGACAACUCAGAGUCUUAAGUCUCAUUUUCCUUCAUCCCUUUGUUUACACUCUUUCCUGCUAUCUUACAGCCCCUCACACCCCCAACCUAACUUUAGUGGUGCAACAAAAAUUGCGAGCAAUAUCAGCGCUUUCCAUCCGUACAGAUGGAGCCAGAUUCCAGCUCAGAUGAGGAAAGCGAAGAAAUUCAUGGAUCUAUUUAUCUGCAAUGGAUGCAUCAGUAACUUGUGGCCCACCUAGCAUGUUUUUUACAUCACAACUAAGCUCUUUUUUCAAUGGCAUUCAACAAUUUGAAUAAAAUAUACUCAUAAAUGCAUAUUUACGCUUAUUUUUCUUAAUAUAUGUCCUCCAUCAUUGGCAAAAUGCUGCAGGAACCUGUUAAAAACACCAAAAACACAGUGGGUUUAAAUUCUUUGUAUUUGGCAUGUAAAUGCUACAAAAACCACAUUUUAUCAAGUAAACGUGUCUGAUUUACAAUCAAAAAAUUUGUUUUUGACACAAUGAGAUAAUGGAAAGGAUCUUACUGGGGUUAUAUGUGUUUUUUUAACAUUAAGUUUAACUUUUUAUUUGUAAUUAGCAAAAAGAAAAUCUUCCAAAGCAAUCAUAUUAUUAGUUAGAAAUUUUGUUUAAUAUAAUUGAGAACUUUUGCUGUGAAACUAAUGGGAACUUUUACAACACAUGUGGUGAACAAAACCAUCUUUAAACGUAAAAAAAUAACCUAUAUUUAAUAUAUAAGCUGUAGUUUUUUACGCUAACUAGAGUAUUAUUUAUGUCGUUUAUGGUCUUUCUGCCUCACUUGGUUAUUUGAACAAAUAUACCGCUUGUUUUUCCAGAUGAAUGAAACAAUGCUUUUAAGUUUUAUAACUUAAUGCCAUAGAUUAAAGUUAAGUUAGAUUUGAUUCUAAUCUAACUGUAACAACCCUCUUGAUAAAUAAUAGGGUUGAAACCAUUUCCAGCUGAGGAGUGACAAAAUGUGGAAUGAAAAGCUCUGUUUUAUGUUUGUGCUGAGGUCAUUCUGGUCCAAAAAGAUGUCAUGAGUGGGAUCAGAGCAACAAAUCCCCUCUUUAUCUGAAAAAGACAAAUGACUUUGCUGUACUACUAAAUUGCCUGAAAAAAAGCAAACGCUUGAUUUGAAAUGAAGGCCUGCAUGUAUGCAAUGCAAGUGUUUGAAACACAUGUUUGUGUAGGGCUGACUGUUGUUGUUGGGUGAGUUUUGUCUUCUCAGAAGGUCUUUCAAAUGUAGGCUAACAGCUUGAGUCCAGGUCCCUACUCCGCUGGAUAAAAAGGCAUUCAGUGCUUCACAAACUUGGCCUGUGAGCCUUCGGCGCGCCUCCAAAUGGGUCUAUUUAGCAGCACAGUCAUGAUCACUAUGCACACCGUGAGAAAGUCCCGCUCUUUCACUCUUUUUUUUUGGGUCAGUUAGACGUAUUUUGUUUAUAUUUUGUUGGUGAAAAUGAAUAAAGAAUUAUGAGAAAAAACUAGAUUUUAUUCUGUCAUUCAGCAAACUAUAAUAAUAAAAAAGACUUUUGAGCACAAAAUCUUGUGGAAAAGUAGCUCCUCAGAAUUAAAACCAAUGAUUUAAUUGUAAAUCUGCUUAUAAACCUUAUUUUUAUUAAAAAACAAAACAUAAGAAACAGUUGGAUCUUGUAGACCCUUGUCUGUCUUACACCUCUUUUAUGAACUGUUGGAUUUAUUUAACUACAUGUCUGUAAAUUAUAUUCAUUCUGGUACUUAACCAGUUCGUUGUUAAAUGUAUAGUACAUAUCAAUAGAUGCCCUAUUGUGCCAGCUGCAGCGCUUUGAGGCUCUCAAGAGCACAGAAAGCCUGACAUAAUAGAAAAUAAUAUUUGAGUAACGUUUUAUUUGUCAUUUUAACUGUCAAGUCUUUAAAAAUGUUUAUUGCUUUGUAUAAGUGAGGAUUAGCUGAUGGCAAAAAUGAAGGAGUGUUUGAUGCAAGGUGAUGCUUCAUAAAAUAAACGAUUUGUUUUGCAAUAAAAA
Messenger RNA from Oryzias latipes (Japanese medaka), 4035 nucleotides. It is a transcript of the gene pxdc1b, whose product is annotated as PX domain containing 1b. Gene Ontology annotation, molecular function: phosphatidylinositol binding. NCBI's taxonomy places the organism in Eukaryota, Metazoa, Chordata, Actinopteri, Beloniformes, Adrianichthyidae. The record is from RefSeq and is a predicted model, not a curated record.